This is a messenger RNA of Brassica rapa (field mustard), 2594 nucleotides long. RefSeq lists its product as uncharacterized. The record is from RefSeq and is a predicted model, not a curated record. NCBI's taxonomy places the organism in Eukaryota, Viridiplantae, Streptophyta, Magnoliopsida, Brassicales, Brassicaceae.
CUCAGAGAUUUUGUAAUUAAUAUCUUGUCUCCAUGGUUUGUUCAGGUGAACCAAUUGCUUCAGGUUUCUGAGAAGUGCCAGAGCACAAUCGUUCAAAGUGGACCAGAUGGGAUUCUUCAGCAUGAUUUGCAGGCAAAUAGCAACAUGGUCAUGGCUGCUGGACGCCAACUAGCGAAAAGCUUGGAGUCACAUUCGCUCAAUGACAUGGGCUUUUCCAAACGAUAUGUUCGGUGUUGUAGGAGAUGGAUUACAUCCCUCCACAAGGCCCAUCAAAUAACAGGCCCUAGCCCGACAAAGUCGAUCGAGCUUAGUCGGCUUAGCGGCUAGAGCUGUCGGCUCGACCCUAGAGUACUUUAAGCCGGUCAGCUAAGCCGAUCAGCUAUACUCGACUUGGACGAAACAGUACCAAGGCCCACAUACUCGGCCUUUGGGCGACAAGGCCCAAAGGACAGGCGCGAUUAGGGCAUCACGCACAAGGGCACUAUAAGAGAGAAGGAGGAGGCAACGAAAGGAGGACUUUUUGGACACAUCACACACUAAGCGGCUAGAUUUAGGGUUUCCUAAUCAUCUCUUUGAUCUUGUCGUUUAAACCUUUGAUCUUGUCUCCUUACCUUUGAUCAGUCUUGUAACCCAUUGUGUUGAUUCUAAUAAAAACGUCUUUAGUCACCCCAUUUCCUAAGUUCAUCAUUCUAAUCAACCGAAUCCUGUACAAACAAUUGGCGCCCACCGUGGGGCAGACUAAAGCAACGUUCUAGAUCUACAUGGCUCAAGACGACGCCGCCUUCGGCGCCCCAGGCGAGGAACCGACGCCUACGCCUGCGGCCGCGCCGCCCAUCACCUCAGAUUUCAUGAACUCCGUCAUGGCUCGACUCGCUCGCCAAGACGAAGUCCAAAAGACAACCAACGACCAACUCGCUGCGUUGGUCGCGGCGCUCACAGCUCCUGAGGGACAAACGAGCCGUCCCCAGCAGAUACGCCGCCGCCUCUUCAACACAAACCCUACGGCAACCGGAGUCGACCAUAUCUCUGACGACUCGGAGCCUAACGAAGCCCUUCUCGCAGACGCUCUCCCAGCAGGCUCAGAUCUCACGACAAUACGCGAGCUCGCCGAGCUCAAACUCAGCCUUCAACAAAUGGGAGAGAAGAUCCACCAAGUAACCAGCGCAGCUCCGCAAAUAGAGAGUGUACUCGCCGCAACCUCGCGUACUCCUUUUACUCGCGCGCUAACUAGCGUCCAACUCGGAAAGAUAGAAAAGCUGCGCUUACCCGAGUAUAAGCCCGGCGGAGACCCGGUGGAGCAUAUGAUCGCUUUUAACAUCGCCAUGGCGCGAGCUCGACUCCCCGACGACGAAAGGGACGCAGGUUACUGCCAGCUGUUCGUCGAGACUCUCCACGAGCAAGCCCUGACAUGGUUCUCCCAGUUGGAAGAGAACUCAAUCGGAUGCUUCUGCGACUUAUCAGCAGCUUUUCUCAAGACAUACAUCAUGUUCACAAAGCGCAGCGCCACCGCAUCCAGCCUAUGGAACCUCAAUCAGAAAAAGGACCAGAGCUUGCGCGAGUACAUGGAGAAAUUCAAAGCCGUAGUGUCGAAGAUUGAGAUCCCAGACGGAAUUGCUAUCGACGCCUUGCGCAACACCUUGUGGGUCCACUCCAAGUUCCGAGAAGACCUGUACCAGAACCCAACCAAGUCGCUCCAAGACGCUAUCGCACGCUCCGAUAACUUCAUCCGAAUGGAGGAGGACACCAACGCAAUCCUCAGCAAAAUGAGCGCGCCCAAGGCUCCAGCGGCUAAGAACGCAAAUGCGCGACAAGAACCGCGCCAACACGCUCCAAACGACAAAAACGGUCGCAAAGACGGUUACAUGUAUGUCGUUAACGAGAAUAACACACCAAUCUCCACUCUCGUAGUUCGCGGGGAGGGGUGGAACAAGUGGGUAAGAGAACUCGAGUCGUCCGACCAAAAAGUCGAUUCUGUUUGCACCACCCAACCCGCAGCGGGAGCCAGAUCAGCAGCAGGUCCUUCCCGGACUGUCGACCUCACCAAACAUUGCAAGUAUCACGACGUCAAAGGACACGAUACCUCAGAAUGCAAAUCUCUCUACGCACAUUACCUCUCGUCCCUUGCAAGCGGCGAGUUUAAGUUUGAGCCAUUGAAAGCCAAACCAAAGAACGGCAAGAGCUGGAGCAAGAAUAAAGAAAGAAGGGCCCAGCGCAAAGCCACUGGCAAAGGCCGACAAAACGACGCUCCGCAACGAGACGACGAGGAUGAAACCCCAAGGGAUAACGGCGGGGGAGACUCCUCAGCCGACGAAGAGCAUCCGGCUAAUCGCAGACGCAUUGAGGUUAUACUCUCUCAGCAAUCCUUGUCGUCCGACGAAGAUAACGACGAUUCGCCUGUACUCGGAGACCUGAGAGACAGCCUUAAACGGAAGCUCGAACCGGAAAAUGGAGGCGAUCCACUCGCAGAGAUCUCCGGACGAUGCUGGAUGCACGGAAGUCUCGGCGCAUCUCGACAAGCAAUGGCAACAACAACGAAGGUCCAAUUAGCGACCUCCGAGAUAAACUCAAUGCCAGAGCAGGCGAUCUCCGCGUAA